Messenger RNA from Anastrepha ludens (Mexican fruit fly), 3730 nucleotides. Its product is annotated as nitric oxide synthase. Gene Ontology annotation, biological process: nitric oxide biosynthetic process. Gene Ontology annotation, molecular function: calmodulin binding; flavin adenine dinucleotide binding; nitric-oxide synthase activity. Bases 385 to 3696 code for a protein of 1103 amino acids. The record is from RefSeq and is a predicted model, not a curated record. Lineage: Eukaryota; Metazoa; Arthropoda; Insecta; Diptera; Tephritidae. The transcript is spliced from 18 exons.
CAGCACUACACAAAGAGGCAGAGCAUUUCGGGGCGAGGCACAGAGAGUGCCAAAAAUUCGCCAGUUCACGUUGGUCGCAGUGCAACGGGCGGUGGCAAUAGUACGGGCGUAAUUGUGGAAAUCGAUGGCAGUCGAACUGCUGGUGGUGGUGUUGGUGGCGGAAAGGCACGUGAGCUUUCGCCUACACCGAAGAAUCAGGGACAGCGUAAACUGUCGCAGGAUUUUCGAGCGCGUGCCGGCAGUUUUAUACACGUGGAUGAGGAGGGGCGCAGCAUACUGAUACGCAAGCCGGUGCGGCUCAAGAAUAUCGAGGGCAGGCCAGAGGUGUAUGAUACGCUACACUGCAAAGCAAAAGAGUCAUUGUCCUGUUCGAAAGCGACAUGCAUGAGCAGCGUUAUGGCCCUCGGCACGGCCCCAGUUGAAGCACGCAAACCCGAUGUGGUACUGGAACAUGCCAAAGAUUUUUUGGACCAAUAUUUUACAUCGAUAAAGAGAGCUUCGAGUGUCGCUCAUGACACCCGCUGGAAACAGGUGCGUCAGAAUAUCGAAUCCAGUGGCUCUUAUCAACUCACCGAAACCGAAUUGAUUUAUGGCGCGAAAUUGGCCUGGCGCAAUUCAUCGCGUUGCAUUGGACGCAUACAAUGGUCCAAAUUGCAGGUAUUCGAUUGUCGUUAUGUCACCACAACGAGCGGCAUGUUCGAAGCCAUUUGCAAUCACAUCAAAUAUGCGACCAACAAAGGGAAUCUCAGAUCGGCAAUUACGAUAUUUCCGCAGCGCACAGAUGGCCGCCACGAUUAUCGCAUUUGGAACAGCCAACUCAUUUCGUAUGCUGGAUAUAAGCAGACCGAUGGUAAAAUCAUUGGAGAUCCUAUGAAUGCGGAAUUUACUGAGGUUUGCCUCAAAUUGGGCUGGAAGGGCAAAGGUACUGAAUGGGAUAUUUUGCCGUUAGUUGUGUCAGCAAAUGGUCACGAUCCGGACUAUUUCGAUUAUCCACCGGAAUUAAUAUUGGAAGUGCCGUUAAGUCAUCCAAAAUUUGAGUGGUUUGCGGAUUUGAGCCUGCGCUGGUAUGCCGUGCCCGCAGUGUCAUCGAUGCUGUUCGAUGUCGGUGGCCUCCAGUUUACAGCGACUACAUUUAGCGGUUGGUAUAUGUCAACGGAAAUUGGUUGUCGGAAUUUGUGUGACUCAAAUAGACGCAAUAUGUUGGAGACCAUUGCGUUGAAGAUGAAUUUGGAUACGCGCACACCCACCUCACUGUGGAAGGAUAAGGCACUGGUUGAGGCGAAUAUAGCAGUAUUACAUUCCUAUCAGAGUCAUAAUAUUACAAUUGUGGAUCAUCACACAGCCAGCGAGAGUUUUAUGAAACACUUUGAGAAUGAAUCAAAAUUGCGCAAUGGCUGUCCAGCUGAUUGGAUUUGGAUUGUGCCGCCUAUGUCUGGCUCGAUAACGCCUGUCUUCCAUCAGGAAAUGGCUUUGUAUUAUUUGAAGCCAUCGUUUGAGUACCAAGAUCCGGCUUGGCGCACGCACAUAUGGAAGAAGGGACGCGGCGAAGGCAAGAGCAAGAAACCGAGACGUAAAUUUAAUUUCAAACAAAUUGCAAGGGCUGUGAAAUUUACAUCGAAAUUAUUUGGGCGCGCCUUGUCAAAACGCAUCAAGGCGACUGUUUUAUAUGCAACCGAGACGGGCAAAUCGGAGCAAUAUGCAAAACAGCUGUGUGAACUAUUGGGACACGCAUUCAAUGCACAGAUCUACUGCAUGUCCGACUACGACAUUUCGUCUAUAGAACACGAAGCCUUACUAAUUGUGGUAGCAUCAACAUUCGGUAAUGGCGACCCUCCGGAGAAUGGUGAGCUUUUCUCACAGGAAUUGUAUGCGAUGCGUGUGCAGGAGAGCAGCGGCGAUGGUCAGGAUUCCAGUAUCGGUGUCAGCUCAUCGAAAUCCUUCAUGAAAGCAAGCUCACGCCAAGAUUUAAUUAAGCUACCAUUACAGCAAGUGAAGAAAAUUGAUCGCUGGGAUUCGCUGCGUGGCUCGACGUCAGAUACGUUUACGGAGGAGAAUUUUGGACCGCUGUCGAAUGUAAGAUUUGCCGUCUUCGCUUUGGGUUCCUCUGCCUAUCCCAACUUUUGCGCCUUUGGCCAGUAUGUCGACAAUAUACUUGGCGAGUUAGGCGGUGAGCGGCUACUAAAGAUUGCUUAUGGUGAUGAAAUGUGCGGACAAGAACAGUCUUUCCGUAAAUGGGCACCGGAGGUGUUUAAGCUUGCUUGCGAAACUUUCUGCUUGGAUCCAGAUGAAAGUCUAUCGGAUGCCUCGUUGGCUUUACAGAACGAAUCUCUCACGGUGAACACAGUACGUCUGGUACCCUCAAAAACGCGUGGCAUACUGGAAGAGUUGCUAUCGAAAUUUCAUAAUAAAAAAGUUUAUUGUUGUCAAAUCAAAGAAGCUCCAUUUAAUCUCACCAAUAUUGGCAAUGGUGAAAAAACUACAAUACUUUUGAAGAUCAACGCUCCCGGCUUGGAGUAUGAGCCAGGCGAUCACGUUGGCAUAUUUCCCGCCAAUAGCGCAGACGUUGUUGAUGGCAUCUUGAAGCGUCUGAUAGGUGUAGAAGAUGUGGAUGAAGUGCUGCAAUUGCAGCUGCUCAAAGAGAAGCAUACCUCGAAUGGCAUUUUCAAGUUGUGGGAGUCACACGACAAAGUACCACCGGAUUCCAUGCGCAAUCUAUUAAUGCGCUUCUUCGAUGUAACCACGCCCCCAACGCGUCAAAUGCUCACACUACUCUCUGGAUUCUGUGAUGACAAUCAAGACAAAGAGCGUCUGCAAUUGCUGGCAAAUGACUCAUCUGCCUAUGAGGAUUGGCGUCACUGGCGUCUACCACAUUUGCUGGAAGUGCUGGAAGAGUUUCCCUCCUGCAAGCCACCCGCCACGCUGGUAUUGGUCAAUUUAAUGCCGCUGCAGGCGCGCUUCUACUCGAUCUCCUCUUCGCCGCGCAAAGUCAAUAACGAAAUACAUCUGACAGUGGCUAUUGUGCGCUAUCGGUCUGAGGAUGGCAAUGGUGAUCAACGUUAUGGCGUCUGUUCUAAUUAUCUGGCCGGUCUGCAAGAGGGCGCUGACGUGCAUAUGUUUGUACGCAGCGCGCCCAGUUUCCAUUUACCCACCGAACAUGCACGUCCGAUUGUGUUGAUUGGCCCAGGCACGGGCAUUGCGCCUUUUCGUUCGUUCUGGCAGGAAUUCGAGAUGUUGCGCGAGAUGAACGCGGAUGCACCACUGCCCAAAGUGUGGCUUUUCUUCGGCUGUCGCAAUCGCGAUGUAGAUCUGUAUGCGGAGGAGAAGGGGCAGCUGGUGCGUGACAAAAUAUUGGACCGCGUCUUCUUGGCGCUAUCACGUGAGCCCAACAUACCGAAGACCUACGUUCAGGACCUGAUUGAAAAGGAAUUCGAUUCACUGUACAAGUUGAUUGUGGAGGAGCAAGGUCAUAUUUAUGUUUGUGGCGACGUCACAAUGGCCGAACAUGUCUACCAGACCAUCAGGAAAUGCAUUGCCGGAAAAGAGCAAAAAACCGAAACGGAAGUUGAGACAUUUAUGCUAACAUUGCGGGACGCGAAUCGCUACCACGAGGAUAUUUUCGGCAUUACGCUACGCACCGCUGAAAUACACACAAAAUCACGAGCUACAGCGCGUAUACGUAUGGCGUCACAACCGUAAACGAAGCAUAUGCGCAGGCGUAAAGAGCAAAAAA